UAUAAAUGUCAGGAGAAUUACCAAAGAUAGUAAAUAAGAGUUUAUUUACCACUUAUGUAGAGAAAAAGAAUGCUGAAGAGGAGGCUCUGAAAAUAAAAAAUAGAAUUGAUUAAAUUAGAUAAGAACGAGAGAAAAUACUAAAGAAAAUCUAAUCAGAGGAUCAAAAGGCUGAGCAAAUCUAUAAACAUAGAUUAGAAUUACAGUUAAAAGUAUGUAUAUUUAGAUUUCAAUAUUUUAGAAAGAGGAGAAAAUAAGAUAAAAGGUUGAAGCUCCAACACCUUUUUCUUUAAGUGUUUCAAGAGCAUAAAGAGAGACAUUAAAAAAAAUAAAGUCCGAAAUGCUUUUAAGAAAAAAAACUGAAGUUAAAGAAUUUAGAGAUUGGCAUAGACAUGAUCUAUAAGAAACAAGAUUUUAGAGAAGUAUGGAUCAUGAGACCUUUAGGAAUAAGGUUAUAUAAGGAAAAUUGGAGGAAAAGCAAGCUAACUAAAAUACUCUAAAUAAAUUAAAAGAUAGAAGAAAUAAGAUUAGAUAUGAAGUGGAGGUAGAAAAAGAUAAAAUAAUGAAAGAAAAAAUAGAUUAUGAAUAAUAAAUAAGAGAAUUAGAAUAACUUGAAUAGUUUGAGCUAUCAAAUUUGCAGUACACAAUUUAGAGAUAAAAUUAAACAAAAGAGAAAGUGAAUUUAGCUUAAAGUCUUCCUCCAAAAGAAUUUGAGGCUAAAUUUGUAAAUGGAUAAGGAAAGAGUUAAUAGAAUCAAGAAAGUUCAUGAUAUUGAUCAUUUCUAUAAUAAAU
Messenger RNA from Paramecium sonneborni, 789 nucleotides. The record is from the annotation of a GenBank genome assembly. NCBI's taxonomy places the organism in Eukaryota, Ciliophora, Oligohymenophorea, Peniculida, Parameciidae.